Molecule: messenger RNA, 4054 nt
Organism: Amborella trichopoda
Lineage: Eukaryota; Viridiplantae; Streptophyta; Magnoliopsida; Amborellales; Amborellaceae
Gene: URE
Product: urease
Biological process (GO): urea catabolic process
Cellular component (GO): urease complex
Molecular function (GO): nickel cation binding; urease activity
Source: RefSeq, a predicted model, not a curated record
GAUUGCGUUUCUGCUCAGGAUGGUGGAUAUUCUUAGAGUAGUUUCUUAUUGUAUAUGUGGUUUUGAAAUGUAGAUUACAGCACCACUAUGUCACUAGAUGAUUUGAAGAUUGUGUAGUCAUAUUAGUAAUUGAAUUUUCGUAGGUUAGCACUCUUUUCUCCAGUGGAUGUUAUGGAAAGUUUCACAGAAAAUACAGGGGUUUUACACUGGAAUGGAUGUUUGGAACUAUUUAUUUAAAUUAACCUGGAUGGAAAAAGCCCAUAUCAUGCUUGUGAAAAUUGCUCUAUCAAAACUUUGUUUCGAGUGCUUGUAAGAAGUGAUCCGCAGUGCGAGUAUCUUUCUAAAAUGUUCUCCAUUUCUUGCAUUGCACUCGCCAUCGGUAUGUGUCUCUUCUUUCUAUAAGAGCAUGGUUUACUUUUGUUAAAUAACCUACUUGAGGUCAACGAUCUACCCUUUCCCAGAGCUGAUGUUUCAUUAUGAUAUUACAUGGACUCAUUACAAUAGUUUGGCAAAACAAGUUCACCAUCAAUUUAUAUGAGUCAUCCUGCAAUUUAUAUUGAUGUGGCUCUUAAAUAUGGUAGUACUCAUGGUGGUUUGGUGGCUGUUUUUGUCCUUUUUGUAUGAAUUUGUACUUUUGAGCAUGUUCAGGAGCAUGAUUCAAUUGAAGCAAUGCCGUGUAUGCCUACAUGGUUUAGAUUCUGCAAAUUUUGAUCAUCUGUGAAUGUUAUAGUAAAGCUCAGAAAAUUGGGGUUAGCGAUUACCAUAUUGUGGAUUCUGCUCUAUUUCUUUUUAGUGCUUUUAAUCUUACUGUUUAGGAUGCAUUUGAUUGCAAAUUUAUGAUGAUUGCUUCUGUUAAUAAGGACAAUUAUGAGAUAUUUUUCAUGUUGAAAUGGGUCUGGUGAGAUACUUGAGAACUUGAGACUCAAUGCGUUCAUGACAAGAGCAUCUGGUAUGCUUUUCUCUUUUGUUAUCAACUUUAUAUGAACUCUUAACUAUUUGUUUUUCGGAAUUGUCAUCUUGAGUUUGUUUCAGAUGGCAUAGUGUCAUACAUAUGUUGGCGAGGGUGCACAAGAGUUUGCCAACUAGAUGUUUUAACAUUUUUGUUGAUGAAGGGGUUAACAUAAUUGUUUGACAACAACAAUGCUAUCCUAUGGCUAUUUGUAGGACUGAACUAACUUAUGGUGUCCUUAGAUUACUUAAGUGAUAAUAUAGUAGUUCUGUCAUGAAAUCUAAAAUUUUAUUUCUCAUUUCUGAUCAGCUUAUCCUUGAGAAAUAUCUUGCUUGACUGGUGUUGGAUUCUUAGUCACAAAAUCUUGCUGGAGAAGCAUUUGAUUCGCAAUCUGUUUCUAGAAAGUGGCUCAUCUUUUUCAUGUUUCUAAUACAUGCCAUGAUGGGUGCUGUACCAUUUUGAGUUUAAGCAUGAAAUGAGUAAAAUCACAUCGAGUAAUAUCAAGGUUUUGGAGUUUAUAAGAGAUGGUAAGAGUGUAUCAGAGCUUAUGGAUCUUGGGAGGCAAAUUUUGGGAACGAGGCAUGUUCUUCCAGCUGUUCGAUAUCUUUUGGAUACUAUCCAGGUUGAAGGAACAUUUCAGGAUGGGACCAAGUUAGUCACAAUUCAUAACGCUAUUGCCACUACUGAUGGCAAUAUGGAACUGGCAUUGCAUGGUUCUUUUCUUCCAGUUCCUGCUGCAAAUAUGUUUGUGGAGACCCAUGAGCAUGACAUUCCGGGAGAAUUAAUUGUUGGGGAAGGAGAUAUUAUCUUGAACACUGGAAGGCAUGCUCUUGUUCUCGAAGUAACUAACAAAGCAGACAGGCCUAUCCAGGUUGGAAGCCACUAUCACUUUAUUGAGGCCAAUCCUUACUUGGUUUUUGAUAGGAAAAGGUCUUAUGGCAUGCGGCUCAAUAUACUAGCAGGAACCGCAGUUCGAUUUGAGCCUGGGGAGAAGAAGUCUGUCACACUUGUUAGCAUUGGAGGACAGAAAGUAAUAAAGGGUGGGAACGGCAUGGUUGAUGGUCCUGUUGAAAAUUCCAGACUUCCAAAGAUAAUGGAAGCUUUGCAUUCGAAAUGUUUUGGCCAUGGAAAAGAGGAUAAUGUCAUGGUUGGUGUUACAUCAGAAGAUCCGCAACUCACAGUUAAGGUUUCUCGUGAGGCUUAUGCUGACAUUUAUGGACCUACAACUGGUGACAAGAUCAGGCUUGGUGAUACUAACUUGUAUGCAGAAGUGGAGAGAGACUUCACUGUUUAUGGAGAUGAGUGUAAGUUUGGGGGUGGCAAAGUCCUACGUGAUGGGAUGGGACAAGCAACUGGUUACCCGUCAUCCGUUUGCUUGGAUACUGUUAUCACAAAUGCCUUGAUCAUUGACUAUAUGGGGAUCUACAAGGCAGAUAUAGGCAUUAAAGGGGAGUUCAUCAGCUCCAUUGGUAAGGCGGGGAAUCCAGAUGUAAUGGACGGUGUGCACAAGGAUAUGAUAGUUGGUGUGAAUACCGAGGUUAUUGCAGGGGAAGGAAUGAUUGUAACUGCUGGAGGAAUUGACUGUCAUGUACACUUCAUCUGUCCUCAACUCGCAAAUGAAGCAAUCUCAAGUGGUCUCACAACACUAAUUGGAGGUGGAACGGGGCCAGCACAUGGCACAACAGCAACUACUUGUACACCUGCACCAUCACAAAUGCAAUUGAUGCUGCAGUCAACUGAUGACAUACCACUUAACUUUGGCUUCACUGGGAAGGGAAACAGCUCCAAACCUGAGGGUCUAUGUGAAAUUAUUAAGGCUGGAGCAAUGGGACUGAAGCUGCAUGAGGACUGGGGAACAACCCCAGCUGCAAUUGAUAACUGCUUAGCUGUUGCUGACGAAUAUGAUAUCCAGGUCAAUAUUCAUACGGACACCUUGAAUGAAUCUGGAUGCGUGGAACAUUCCAUUGGUGCGUUCAAAGGGAGGGCAAUCCAUGCAUAUCACAGCGAAGGUGCUGGGGGAGGUCAUGCUCCAGAUAUUAUCAAAGUCUGUGGCCUGGCCAAUGUGUUGCCUUCAUCUACAAACCCAACUAGACCUUUUACAACAAACACCAUUGAUGAGCACCUCGACAUGCUGAUGGUCUGUCAUCACUUGGAUAAAAACAUUCAAGAAGAUGUGGCAUUUGCUGAAUCUCGAAUACGAGCAGAAACCAUUGCUGCCGAAGAUAUUUUGCAUGAUAUGGGAGCAAUCAGCAUUAUAUCUUCUGAUUCACAGGCUAUGGGACGUAUAGCAGAGGUGAUCACACGAACGUGGCAAACAGCCCAUAAAAUGAAGUUUCAAAGAGGAAAUGUUACUGAACCAAUUGGGUCCCAAAAUGAUAAUUUCCGAAUUAAGCGAUACAUUGCCAAAUAUACUAUAAAUCCUGCUAUAGUUAAUGGAAUUUCUCAAUAUGUUGGAUCAAUUGAGGUUGGAAAAAUGGGUGACCUUGUCUUGUGGAAACCUGCUUUCUUUGGAGCAAAACCAGAUAUGGUGAUCAAAGGUGGUGUAAUUGCAUGGGCCCAGAUGGGAGAUCCAAAUGCUAGCAUUCCGACCCCUGAGCCAGUGAUGAUGAGGCCCAUGUUUGGUGCAUUUGGGAAGGCUGGAAGCUCCACCUCUAUUGCUUUUGUUAGCAAGGCUGCCAAGGAUGCUGGAAUUGAGAGGGAGUAUGGGCUUAAGAAGAGGGUGGAGGCUGUAAAGAACGUACGUUCCAUAACCAAAUUAGACAUGAAGCUCAAUGAUGCACUCCCCGACAUUGAGGUUGAUCCAGAGACCUAUCAAGUAACUGCAGAUGGCAUGCUUCUUACUUGUGAUCCAGUGAGCACGGUCCCCCUCUCUCAAAAUUAUUUUAUUUUCUAACUUUCGUAGGAUAUUGCAAUGAAAGCAUGUUCCAUGUUUUGAAAACCUCACGCCUCAAUGAAACACAUAUUAUGCUAUAAUGAAGUUUCUUCUUAAGAUUUUUUGUGUUUGACGAAAUUGAACCCCAACUGUGUGACUUGUGAAAAAGCUUUUUGGGCUUUCCAGAAGCAUGAGAAAUUUCAAUGUUGAUCGGGCACUUGCACUUUUUCAUC